Messenger RNA from Drosophila ananassae, 8360 nucleotides. It is a transcript of the gene eag, whose product is annotated as potassium voltage-gated channel protein eag. The transcript has 16 exons. Gene Ontology annotation, biological process: potassium ion transmembrane transport; regulation of membrane potential. Gene Ontology annotation, cellular component: membrane. The record is from RefSeq and is a predicted model, not a curated record. NCBI's taxonomy places the organism in Eukaryota, Metazoa, Arthropoda, Insecta, Diptera, Drosophilidae. The coding region runs from base 64 to 3873 and encodes 1269 amino acids. Gene Ontology annotation, molecular function: voltage-gated potassium channel activity.
GGAGGAGCUAUAGCAGGAGAGGAUUGGGCAAGCAGGAGAGGAUUGUAGCGUGUAGCCGGCAAAAUGCCAGGCGGACGACGUGGACUGGUUGCGCCGCAGAACACAUUCCUCGAGAACAUCAUCCGGCGCUCCAAUUCGCAGCCGGAUAGCUCGUUUCUUUUGGCCAACGCACAAAUCGUCGAUUUCCCGAUCGUCUACUGCAAUGAGUCCUUCUGCAAGAUCAGCGGCUACAACCGGGCCGAGGUCAUGCAGAAGUCGUGCAGGUAUGUAUGCGGCUUCAUGUACGGCGAGCUGACAGACAAGGAGACGGUGGGACGGCUGGAGUAUACGCUGGAGAACCAGCAACAGGAUCAGUUCGAGAUUCUCCUCUACAAGAAGAACAAUUUGCAAUGUGGCUGCGCCCUUUCGGAUUUCGGCAAGGCACAAACCCAAGAAACCCCGCUAUGGCUGUUGCUGCAAGUGGCGCCCAUCCGGAACGAACGGGACCUGGUGGUGCUGUUCCUGCUGACCUUCCGGGAUAUUACGGCCCUGAAGCAGCCCAUCGACAGCGAAGACACCAAAGGAGUUUUAGGUCUCUCGAAGUUCGCCAAGUUGGCCCGCUCGGUGACGCGGAGUCGCCAGUUCAGCGCCCAUCUGCCCACACUAAAGGAUCCCACGAAACAGUCCAACCUGGCGCAUAUGAUGUCGCUGAGCGCGGACAUCAUGCCACAGUACCGACAGGAAGCGCCCAAGACCCCGCCACACAUACUCCUGCAUUAUUGUGCAUUUAAAGCAAUUUGGGACUGGGUGAUAUUGUGUUUAACAUUUUAUACCGCCAUCAUGGUGCCAUACAAUGUAGCGUUUAAAAAUAAAACCUCAGAGGAUGUUUCCCUGCUCGUGGUCGAUUCGAUAGUCGAUGUUAUAUUCUUUAUAGAUAUUGUUUUAAACUUCCACACAACGUUCGUGGGUCCUGGUGGCGAGGUGGUCAGCGACCCGAAAGUCAUAAGGAUGAACUACCUAAAGUCCUGGUUCAUCAUCGACCUGCUCAGCUGCCUGCCCUACGACGUGUUCAACGCGUUCGACCGGGACGAGGAUGGGAUCGGAUCCCUGUUCAGUGCCCUCAAGGUGGUCCGGUUGCUCCGGCUGGGUCGGGUGGUGCGCAAGCUGGACCGCUACCUGGAGUACGGUGCGGCCAUGCUGAUCCUGCUGCUCUGCUUCUACAUGCUGGUGGCUCACUGGCUGGCCUGCAUCUGGUACUCGAUCGGCAGGAGUGAUGCCGACAACGGGAUCCAAUACAGCUGGCUGUGGAAACUGGCGAAUGUAACGCAGUCCCCGUACUCGUAUAUUUGGAGCAACGACACCGGGCCGGAAUUAGUCAACGGGCCGUCGCGGAAAAGCAUGUACGUGACGGCCCUAUACUUCACCAUGACCUGCAUGACCUCGGUGGGCUUUGGCAAUGUCGCCGCGGAGACAGACAACGAGAAGGUGUUCACCAUCUGCAUGAUGAUCAUUGCAGCUCUGCUGUAUGCGACGAUCUUCGGUCAUGUGACCACCAUCAUCCAGCAGAUGACCUCAGCCACGGCCAAGUACCACGACAUGCUGAAUAAUGUGCGAGAGUUCAUGAAACUGCACGAAGUGCCCAAGGCGCUGAGCGAACGCGUUAUGGACUAUGUCGUCUCCACCUGGGCCAUGACCAAGGGCCUGGACACCGAGAAGGUACUAAACUAUUGUCCGAAAGAUAUGAAGGCUGACAUAUGUGUUCAUCUAAAUCGCAAAGUAUUUAACGAGCAUCCGGCAUUUCGUCUGGCCUCGGAUGGUUGUCUCCGGGCACUGGCGAUGCACUUCAUGAUGUCGCACUCGGCGCCCGGGGAUCUACUGUACCACACCGGCGAGAGCAUCGACAGCUUAUGCUUCAUAGUGACUGGAAGUCUGGAGGUGAUACAGGACGACGAGGUUGUGGCAAUAUUGGGCAAGGGCGACGUCUUCGGCGAUCAAUUCUGGAAGGACUCGGCCGUUGGCCAGAGCGCGGCCAAUGUGCGCGCCCUAACCUAUUGUGAUUUGCAUGCCAUCAAACGUGAUAAAUUGCUCGAAGUCCUCGAUUUCUAUUCGGCAUUUGCGAAUAGCUUUGCACGCAAUCUGGUGCUCACCUACAAUCUCAGACAUCGACUGAUUUUUCGCAAGGUGGCCGAUGUGAAGCGCGAAAAAGAAUUGGCCGAACGUCGUAAGAAUGAGCCGCAAUUGCCCCAGAAUCAGGAUCAUCUUGUCCGGAAGAUCUUCUCCAAAUUCCGUCGUACACCGCAGGUUCAGGCCGGCAGCAAGGAGCUGGUGGGCGGUUCCGGUCAAAGUGAUGUCGAAAAAGGUGACGGCGAGGUCGAGCGUACUAAGCUACCAGCAAAACUGACACUUACCGAGGACGCUCGCAUCCUAACCACCGCCGCCGCGCCCUCGCCAUCGCCAUCCCCCUCGCCCUCCUCGGGUCCACCAUCUGCGCGCAGUACACGGGCCAGCAAGUGGGGACGCCUCCUGGGCAGUUCAAGCGUCGAUUCAGCUAGCGAAACCAGCGCCAAGGUAGCCGUCUCGAGAAGUUUGAGCGCCCGCGAAAGUCUCCGAGAGAGCACCGCCCAAGCGCGGCAGAGUAGUACUUCGAGUAGCAAUGGUGGACAAGGCAACAAAGUUUUCCCCAAGGCGCCCAAACUGCAGGCCAGCCAGGCCACCCUGGCCCGCCAGGACACCAUCGACGAGGGCGGCGAGGUGGACUCCUCCCCGCCCAGUCGCGACAGUCGUGUGGUCAUCGAAGGUGCCACAGGAGCAGCAGGCGGUGGUGGCAGUGGCACAGCAGCCGCAGGAGGAGGAGGAGGAGCUGGAGCAGCCGGUAGUGGAGCUGGACAAGCGGCAGCAACCAGUUCGUCGUCAGGCGCCGCCACUGGAGGAGUUCCGGCUGGUGAACGGAAUCUGGCACUGGAAAGGGAGCGACAGAUAGAAAUGGCCAGCUCCAGGGCCACCACCUCGGACACCUAUGACACGGGUCUCCGGGAGACGCCACCAACGCUGGCACAGCGCGAUCUCAUUGCCACCGUGCUGGACAUGAAGGUGGACGUGCGACUGGAGCUGCAGCGAAUGCAGCAGAGGAUCGGACGGAUUGAGGAUCUGCUGGGUGAGCUGGUGAAGAGAUUGGGAACGGGCAGUAGUGGUGGUGGUGGUGGUCCGACUGCGCCGGAUAGCAGUGGCCAGACAACGCCUGGCGAUGAGAUAUGUACCGGAUGUGGUGCAACCGGAGGAGCGGCAGCAGCAGGGGGAGCUGGAACACCGACAGCACCCUCGGUGGUGACCACACCAGUGGACACUGUGAUAACCAUCUCAUCGCCGGGAGCAACGGCAACGGCAACGUCAACGUCAACGGCAGCUGGCGCUGGCGGCAGCGGUCUGCUAAAUCCCGGCGCCCCAGUUGUGUCGAGCGCGGGAGGCAACGGCCUGGGGCCGCUGAUGCUCAAGAAGCGACGCUCGAAGAGCAGGAAAGCACCGGCGCCUCCUAAGCAGACACUCGCCUCGACGGCCGGCACCGCGACCGCAGCUCCCACGGGCGUCGCCGGAUCUGGCAUGACAACGACGACGCCAGCGUCGGCAGCGCCAUCAGGAUCAUCAGCGGAUCAACCGGAGGCAUCAUCAUCAUCCCCAACAUCGGCCCCUCCGGCGGCGGUGGAGUUGCUGCAUUUGCGUCUCCUCGAAGAAGACUUUACGGCAGCCCAAAUGCCAUCCAGUUCGGGUGUAGGUGGAACGGUUGGCAGUCCCACGGCCGCAACCACGCCCACUCCGCCGCCGGGCAGUGGCAGUGGCACGCCCACCACCACACCCACUGGCAGUGGACCGAGAAGCUCCAAACGGGAGUUCCUCUAGCCUCUAGAGAGCAGUGGCCGCCAACAGGAACAGCAAUAAUACAAAGGAGCAGCUAAAGCAGGAGAUGGAGGAGGAGUAUGGCUCCAGCCACGCCCACUCGCAAGCCUACGCCUACGCUUAGUUAGUCUAUUACAUAAUAAGAUACAGCCUGUAACCUCAAAACUCUCAAGAAAAGUAACACAUACUCUCGUGUAAACCAAAGAUCUGAAAAGUCCAAUGCAGGAUAUGGUUCUAUCAUUCCAAAAGUUAAGCUUUCCCAUGAAAAGAACUUUAAUUUUAUUUGAGAAUUUGAAAAAAAAACUGGAGAGAUCUUUUCGAAACUCAAGCUCAAGUUCUCAAAAAAUUUUUCAACUUAUCCAAGUUUCAAACCAUAACCAGGGAUGAUGGAAAAAUGUCCUGCAAUGGAAAGAGAUACAAAAAAAAAACUAUCUUUUAUGCUAAAAAAGAAGCUAUCUCUAUAAAAGCUAUCCCUCUCUUUUUCUCACACAUACACAAACACUAAAACACACACACACUCUGAAUGGAAGUGCUCGAUACUCGAUAUUCGAUACUCUAACCGUUAUAUGAUUAUGAUUACGAUAGCAUUAGCGAUAAACGAUAAAGAUUAAGGCAAGCAUAUUGCUUACGAAUUUGCUACAUUUACUGCAAUUAUUUACCUUUAUAUACAGAUAUAUAUAUGUAUAUAUAUAUAUACAAAGGACAUCCAUUAACACACACACACAAACACAAGACAAGGACACAGAUAUAGCUGUAUGUAAAUAUGGAUAAUUUUGUGAUAACUGCUAACGGUGGCAAAAAACCAGAUAAUGCUUACAACCAACAACCAACAGACCGAUCAAAAUAAUGCCCGUGAAUUGUAUAUAGCCUAUAAUUGUAGAAAAGGAUCUAUAUAGAGAUCACACACACACACACACACACACACACAUAGACACAACAAUCGAUCUGAAAGUCAUAGAUAUAUCUUUUGGAGAUGGGAGCUUGCUGAGAGAUGACUUAUAAAAUGGCUAACAAUUAGUUAAAAUGUACAGAAGACACACAUUUUCACACAGAUAUGGAUAUUAACCCGUCCUAAACUAAAAAACUAAAAACUAAAAAACAAAAAAAACUAAAAAAACUAAACUUAACGAAACUCGAACGCGGCUUGAGCACUUCGCACUCGCACUCGCUUGGCUCCCUAUAUUACAUAUAUAUUAUAUAUAUUUUUUAGGCUAAUAGACUCGGAUGGAAACUCAACCUAAAAACCAAACCAAUAGUUAACUCAGCAACACAGUAAAGUCUAAGUAAGGUGGCAGGUUAGAGCUAGAACUAUAGUAUGAGGCCGCUAAACGAAACGACAAUCGACAGACCUAAGGAUACAAAAAACAAAAAAAAAACCAGAAACAGAAUAGAAAAAAUAUUAAAAUAUAGAUAAAAAUAAAAAGGAACAAAAAACAAACCAUAAGUUAAAUCUCUAGCAAAUAUCAAAAAAAAUUGAUUUGUUGGAUCAUUUGUAAAUAAUUUAUUUAAAAAAAUUAGAAAAAGGAUAUGUUACCCACACAUGCUCACAAACAUUACACUACACUACACACACACACACACAUAUACACAUAUUUUGUGAUAAAAAAAAAAUUAGCUAAACCAAAACCAAUUGAAACCAAGAAAGAAAAACCCAAAAACAAAAAAAAAAUUAGAAAAGAAAUUAGAUAAUUGUUUAUGCUGGCAUUUUGAAAGGCUUGCACUUGGCAUAUAUAUUAUAUAGUUUAUACCAGAGUUCUCCGAGAUGGACAAGACAAGAAUGUAUGUAGGAAAGUGUUGUUAGAAUACCGUACUCUAUAGCAUAUAUAUAUAUAUAUAUAUAUAUAUAUUGUAUCGGCUAUAAGUAGAGAGGAUCCGUGUCCUGGGCAGCUUAGAGGCAAGGUUUCAUUAUGUUUAAGAAUCAGUUAAUGUCCACUUGAAUAUCGUUCAGUUACAAUGUUUUUUCGAUUCGCCUAGUUGGAUAUAUAUAUUUGAUAUUUGAUACUUAUAGUGUGUAGAGAUCCGGGGCAGAUCCCGCCAUUAGCAAUACACUAAAAUAUGUACUGUCUUCCAGCAAAAGCUGUACAGUAGAGGAGUUUCGGGGGGUUAGGAAUUUUUUCUUUUUUUGGGGUUUACAACAAACUGGGCGGGACUGUCUCCCAAAAAAAAAGAAAAACAACAAAUUAUAAUAAUGAAAUAUUAAAAAAGUUACUUAGUUCUAGAUUGUAGAUUUUUUCGAUUCCCAUUCCCAUUUGGGAGCCCCGGAGGGUCCUCUCGUCAAACCAAAAAGCAAUUCAAGUGGUAUUAAAACUUAAAACACACACAAUAUACACACCUAACACUCACCCACACUUACACUCACCUACACUUAAACAUAUACGUAUUUCCAAUACUCUACAAUGAAUCAAAAAGUUAAAAAGGAUAGCGAAUGAAAAUUUGUUGCAUACGUUUAGGCGCUAAUUUGUAGUUGAAAGUUUAACGAAUGUAGCUGGCUCACUGUAAAUAGUUUUUUUUUUUUAAAUAUUGUAUAACUAAAAAUUUGAAUGAAUAUAAAUAUAAAGAUAAAUUAUAUAUAGAGUUUAGGCAACUGAAGAGUAACGCCCUAGGGCCAGAGAAGGUAAAACCAAAGAGUAACAAAUUCUAAAAGGGUUAUAUCAAAGUUUUAGAUUGUUUUCCAAAUACUUUCCAUGCAUACCCCUUAUUCCGAUUAUACUCAGAUGAAGCACUGAUACAUAAUAGCCGAGCAGAGUUACCUAUAGCCUAGUAAUCCAAUUGGUUUUGACAUUGUUCCCUCUCGUUAAUUUAUACACGUACUGUUUCUCAGAUUUCUUGCUUCCAAAACAACUCCAUAUAUUUUGGUUUUAGAUCUUAACUACACAGAGCCUUAUAAAUAUAACCAAAAAGUAACUAAAACAGCAUUCAACUAGCAACACUACAACCUAGAGUUAGAGCAUUAAAAGCCAACUACAAAAUAACUAAAAACGAAAUUUACGAAUGGUGCAAUUACAAAUUUUAGAUCAGAGCUGUAUAUACAUACGAGGAAUUGCAAAUGUCACGCUCAUAAUUGAUUAAUCGAAUGUAUAUACACCCAGGUAAUAAAGAACAAAAACAAAUUCAUAAAUAACACACCCAUCCUCACCAGAAAAGUAUGCUAUUGGUGAUGUUCUGGCCUUCAAUUUCGCCCAGAAAACUCCCGAUUCAGUCUGAUAUUUAUAUAUAUAGAUCGCCAGGCAUAGAAAUGGUUCGAGUAAUUCGCUGAUUGGCGCCAAAGAAACUGAUAAAACCAUAUUAAUAUUAUAUAUAUACAUACAAUAUAUAUAUAGAUAUAUAUAUGUAAAUGUAUAUAUGCUUAUACAUAAGGUAUGUGUAUGGGUACCUCUAGUUACACAUAGAGAAAUAACGAGAUAACGAUAACGAGAACAACCUAACAAAAUUAAGCUUUUAUACGCCAGAAUUUUUUUCUAAACAAAUAUUAAUGAAAACCAACCUAAGUGACACUCAAGAGUAUACAUAAAAAAUACAUAAUUAAUUCUUGCAAAAAACAAAAACAACAACUCAAUUAACGAAUACCGUAUACAACGCCCUUAAGCGGAAAAUGAAAAAUAAUUUAAUUAUAUAAAUUAUAUACAAUGAUAGAGAAAAGCCUUAACCAAGAAAACACGCGCCUCAUUUUCGUUAUAUCCUUUAAUAAAUAAGACCCACUGCAAUGCUAACAAAACAAAUAUAUUAAAAAAAAACCUAAACAAAAAAAGUAAUAAAUGACAAAAAUACAUACUACUGCUAAUGAAAAAAAAAAACGAAAAACCAAAACAAUUACAAACAAAAUAUUUAGCAUUAUGCUCUAGACUUUAGACGAAAAAGAACCAAAAUUUUACAACAAGAAGAAUGAAGAACAAAACGCGUUAAAGCAAUGUUAAACAUUUUCCACCAAUUUGAAAAGCAAAACAACAAAAAAACCUAAAAAACUGAUGAUUACUGAAACUUACUUCGUACAUGCGCCCUUUGUUUAAACAACAAAAAAACAAAAGAAAUAUUAAAAAAUCGAAAAGCUGCCUAUUUAUAUAUUUACAAACAAACAAACAACAAAAAAGAGCGAAUUAACUACAAAUUUAACAACCACAAAAAAAAUACUACAUAUUGCAAUCGCAACAUUCCAAUAAAAAAAAAAUAAUAAAAUAACAAAAUUAAAAACCAAAAUUAAUAGGAAUAUGUAUAAAAAAAAGAAAAUAGUUUCAAAUCAAUUGAGUUUUGCGUUUUUCAUAACGCCCCGCCCCUCCCAAAAACCAAAAAAAAAAACCAAAACUUAGAAAAAGGACAUCAAGCAAGAUAAACAAAAUGGCUUUGCUGUGCAGAUUUACCGUUAUAUAUAUAUAUACAAACAAAAAACAAUAUAUAUAUGUAUAUAUACAGGUAGUUUAUACCAUUUGAAAAGCUUGCUAUAGGGCUCGUCUUUGGGCCAAAGAAAUUACCAAACAAGCCGCAAAAAAUAUGAA